Molecule: messenger RNA, 464 nt
Organism: Rana temporaria (common frog)
Lineage: Eukaryota; Metazoa; Chordata; Amphibia; Anura; Ranidae
Product: BTB/POZ domain-containing protein 19-like
Exons: 3
Molecular function (GO): protein binding
Source: RefSeq, a predicted model, not a curated record
AGGCCUGGGGCAAUAGCUGGGGGCGGAGUUGUAUGGAUCGGCGUGUUGUAUGAGAUCUCACACAUCGGAUCCACUCUGAUCUCUGAGAGGUUUCUAUGGCUACAGCGCCCUCCGCCCCUCCCCCCCUGCAGGGGAAGAGCACCAGCCUGCCCAGCGCACUGAGGGGGCUCAUUAACAACACUCAGUUCAGUGACGUCUCCUUCGUGGUGGGGGAGGAGCGGCAGGUGAUCCACGCCCAUCGCUGUAUCCUGGCGUGCCGAUGUCCCGUCUUUCAGAGGAUGUUCAGCCAUCAGAUGCAGACUGCGCUGUCCCCGCAGGUCCCCUUGGUUCUGGCCGACACCGCGCCCGCCGUCUUCCUGGCUGUCAUAGAAUUCAUCUACACCAACCAUGUGACCCUCACCCGACGCAUCGCUCUGGAAGUUCUGACGUCGGCGGUGGAAUACGGUCUGGAUGAGCUGCGAAAG